CAGCUCCUCACUAAAGCUCAGUCGUUGGGCAGCAUGGAACGUUGGCGCAACAAAGUGGCGGUAGUGACUGGCGCCAGUGCUGGCAUUGGUGCGGCCUGUGUACGCGCUUUGGUCGGUGCCGGUCUGGUAGUUAUCGGCCUGGCGCGUCGCCAGGAGCGCGUUACGCAGCUGCGGGCAGGAUUACCAGAGGAGGAGCAGGGGCGUCUGCACGGAAUGAGGUGCGACGUUACGCACGAGGAGGACGUACUGGCAGCAUUCGACUGGGCACAUCGCCAGUUAGGUGGCGUAGACGUGCUGGUCAGCAAUGCAGGGAUUAUUGCCAGCGGAGAGCUAAGCGGUCAGUCCAACACUGCGGCCAUGCGCGACACCGUAGAAACGAACGUCAUGGGCAGUGUUUACUGCAUCCGCGAGGCUUUCCAAUCGAUGAGACAGCGAGGGGCCGAGGGUCACGUGGUCAUCGUGAACAGCGUGGCCGGACAACAUGUGCCAAACCUAGGUCCCCAGCUCCCCUCACUGAAUAUAUAUCCGGCCAGCAAGUUUGCGCUCCGCGCCAUGAACGAAAUAUAUCGUCAGGAGUUUCUACGCAACAAGACCCGAGUCAGGGUCUCGACCAUCAGUCCUGGCAUUGUCGACACGGACAUUUUGCCGCAGCAGAUCCAGGCGUUCAUUAGGCAAUACAUGCCAAUGCUACAAUCAGAUGAUGUUGCUGAUGCGGUGCUCUGGACUAUCGGUACUCCACCCAACGUACAGGUGCACAACAUCACCAUCAAGGCGCAAGGUGAAAAGUUCUAGGCUAAGCAACGA
This is a messenger RNA of Drosophila subobscura, 804 nucleotides long. RefSeq names its product farnesol dehydrogenase-like. NCBI's taxonomy places the organism in Eukaryota, Metazoa, Arthropoda, Insecta, Diptera, Drosophilidae. Gene Ontology annotation, molecular function: oxidoreductase activity. The record is from RefSeq and is a predicted model, not a curated record.